AAUGAUUAAAUGUCAAUCCAAGGUAGUCGUAGAAUGUGUUAUUGUUAUAUUAUUUGAUUAUAGUGUUAUUUUUAUCAAACCAAAAGAAUUUAUAAUUAAUAAGAUCUUAUUAACCGAAAAUCUUCUUAAACUUAUAAAGUAUUUUUAAUAAAGAUAUUCCUUACAACAUUAAUUCACUGAAAGAUUUAUUUUUGAGACUAAUGGACGGCAACGAGAGCGACAGCAGUGAUAACGGGCUAGAAGACCUACAAAUUAUGAAUCGAGAAGCUGAGCACGACGAUGGCAGUGCUGAUGGCAGCGAUGUCGUACACUUGGAGCACGAAGCGAAUGAUGAACGUGACAACGAAGAAGGCGAUGGCUCGGAGGCGGACUCUGAAGAGGAACAUUUCUACGACAUAUCUAUAGCUGCCUCUCAUUCAUACCUGGGCGCGGGGCUGGCGUGCGUGCGCGGGCGCAGCGUGGUGGAGGCGGGCUGGGUGGGGCGCGUGCCGGCGCUGGCGCACCACGGCGUGCUGUUCCCGGGCGAGACCGUGCCCAUGUUGCUGCCGCGCGCGCACGACGCCGCGCUGCUCGUGCAGGCCAUCCAACGAGACAAACUCUUCGGCCUGCUCUGUCCCGACGAGGUGGGCGUGAUGCUGUCGGGGUACGGCGUGCUGUGCGAGGUGAUGAUGGCCGGCAUCGACGAGACCCAGGACGAGCCCACCUCCAUCACGUUCAAGGCGCGCGCCAUCCAUCGCUUUCGACUGCUGAAGAUGCCCAAGACGACGAUCCCUCUGUCUGCGUACGCCAGGAUGCGGGCGGUGGAGGUGGUGGUGCUGCCGGAGCUGUGCGCGCGGGACAGUCUGCGCGCCGCGCGCCUGCACUCGCUGGACCCGCUGCGGGGCCCCACGCACCUCGCGGCAGUCCAGCGUCGGCUGCGCGCGCUGGACGCGGCGGUGACGCCGUGGCCGCUGUUCGUGUACGAGAUCUUCGACUACGAGUCCAUGCGGCACGCCAUACACGACUACUUCCGCACCAUCAUGCUGGAGGACAAGUUGCCGGAGGACGCGGUGUCGCUGUCGUUCUGGGUGGCGUCCAACCUGGCGCUGUCGGCGGCGGACCGCCUGGCGCUGUUCGCCGUGGACGACGCACUGCUGCGGCUGCACAUGGAGGUGCACUUCAUCCGUAGAAAAAGCGUGCUCUGUUGCUCCUCGUGUAUGGCGCAGAUCGCUCGGAAGGAACACAUAUUCCCCAUGUCCAGCGAAGGAGUGCACUCCAAUUACACUAAUUUAGGCGGGUACAUGCACGACAUCCUGACGGUGAGCGAGGCGUGCAACGUGGAGACCAACGGCGCGCCGUCGGCCGAGUACUCGUGGUUCCCCGGCUACACGUGGACCGUGGCGCUCUGCGCCAACUGCAUGGUGCACGUCGGAUGGAGGUUCGAGGCCAUGAAGCGCAGCCUGCGGCCGAGCCAGUUCUACGGGCUGUGCCGCAACUACGUGCAGCCCUACGACACGGACGAGCCGCGCCCCGACCCGUGACUGCUCUCUGUACCUACUUGCAAUGUUAAAGCAUUUGUAUAUGCUCCGACUGCAGUAUUAACUUGAAAAUUAUUACUCUGUUAGGUACGAUCUUGAACUAGCAAAACGUUUUGGUUAAUUUCUUCGAACGGGAGCAGAUACGCGUUACACACACUUGUUAGUACAUUUUGUAAGUCCGCACCUCACACGUAACUGUCGCCACGUACUAGGUCCCAAUGACAAUGUUCUUCAAUGUGACUGUGGAGUACGCCAUUUCUCGAUAAUAUAUUUUCCAUAACAAUAAUUUUAAUAAUUACUUAUGUAAGUGUUUAGCAUUUAAAAAAAAUAUUGUUGUUAUAAAUGAAAUGUCAUCUUCUAUUGGUCCGUGUUAGUGGAUGUAAGUCUCGUGCAGUUCAGCUCCCGCAUACAAUAUUCUACUUUGCCCCGCUCCUUUUUAAUGUAAUUUUGUAUUCCACUAAACACUUGUCGUAUAUUGUGGAUAUUAUAAUAAUAUGUACCAGUUUGCCAGUCUUAGAUUUAAAAUUCGUUACUCGAUGUCGUGUACGUACGUACUCUAUAUAUUGGUAGGAACUGGUUUUACAACAUGAACCCGACUGAGUGAGUACAGACACGCGACAACACGUACGAUGGUUACGUCACGCGGCGAGAGGAGCCACAGGAUAUACUUGUUUGUUAUAUUGUAGGACGAGUGUACAUAACGGUACAACAAUAUGCUGCUCAUUGCGUUAUGUUUAGUGUAAAGCUCAAGCUCAAUAUCAAAAACCUCUCUAUCUGUUGGGUUUGUAUUUGCAACCAGCAAUGACAAGAGUUGUUAAUAAGCUAUUUGAUUGAUUUUAUUUAGUUUCGCAUUUAUAUUGACUCCUUCCGAUACAAUAAUGAAUAUGCUACAAUGUUACAUUAAUGUUUCUGGAAAAUAGGUAGCUGUAUGUUUAUCAAUAAUAUUUUUUAUCAUCACAUUUGCACAUUUUGUGAUUGAUUGUAAGUUACGUCACACACUCAUAAACAUCAGCUGUUGCUUUCCCCCACUGGCUGUUGAUAAGGAAUAAUUAAAAAACAUUAAUCUUUUUCAGCUAAAAUUCUAUAGAGACAUUAUAACUUAUUAUCUACUUCGUAGUUAAUUAAUAUUUUCAAUAGUGCCAAAUAGCCUAUAGCCUAUUGUCAAUAUAAUAUCAUUAAUCAAAUGUAAAUAAAUGUCUUUUAUAUAUAAACAUAUAUAUAUAUUAAAUAUAAGAGAAAUAAAUGUGUUGAUAAAACUG
Molecule: messenger RNA, 2776 nt
Organism: Spodoptera frugiperda (fall armyworm)
Lineage: Eukaryota; Metazoa; Arthropoda; Insecta; Lepidoptera; Noctuidae
Product: protein cereblon
Exons: 10
Coding region: 201-1520 (439 amino acids)
Source: RefSeq, a predicted model, not a curated record